Molecule: messenger RNA, 704 nt
Organism: Ylistrum balloti
Lineage: Eukaryota; Metazoa; Mollusca; Bivalvia; Pectinida; Pectinidae
Exons: 2
Coding region: 68-469 (133 amino acids)
Source: RefSeq, a predicted model, not a curated record
GUCAACUUCCUGUUUUGUUUUUAGCAAAACUAAUAAAAGAUAUGAAAUUUCAAAAUCAUUGAUAAUCAUGUCGAAGUCAGGGACAUUACAAGAACGACCCAAACCACCGUCGUUUGAACAUAUGAAACAGGAUGUUGAAAAUGCUUCUGAGAACGACGUGGUUUUUCUCGCUGGAAAUAAUGCUUUGAGUAACAGCAAUAUUGCAAUGAUCGAAUCUUUUAUGGAGUUAUCGCCUUUGGACCAAAAGUCAUCCAAUGAUAAAUUGGCAGAAGGUGUUGAUGUGACAUGUGUUACAGAGGAAGUAGAUAAGUCUUUCCAAGAUACGUUAGAGCUGGUAAGACUCAACAAGAUCCUGACUCAGGCUCCAAAAGAGUUGGAGGACAAAUACAACAGUUUACAACAGCUUGGAGAGGACAUCACUAAGUCCAUAACUAAACUACAAGAAUCAACAGAGGCUAUUAAAUCAUGAUACCACAUCUCAUUAAAACUAGAAGAAAUUUUACAGAAGUGACCAUACUGUGACAGUAAUAUUUUUGCAACAGGAAUCUUUACAAAAUUCAUCAAACCUGUGCCAAUCAACUGAAAUCUGAUCAGAAGCUAUGGAAUAUUUUAUUGUAUCAUCAUUAAGACUUCAGAGAAGUAAUAAAAUACUAACACUGUAUUGCAGGAUAUAAUAUUUAAUAAAUUAUUGUUUUUGCAAUGUA